CUUUGUAGCUUAGAGGAAAUGGAAAGCCUAGACAAUAUCUCAAUCCCUACACCCGCCCCCCCCCCAACACAUACAGGCAAAUACCCCUCCCUGAGGUUACCCAUCAAGAAGAAUUUUACUCCUGAACCGAACAAAACUUAGGAAACAUUUUCCUGGGAGCUGGAAUGUGUAUGCUUGCCCAUAGGACUGCAGAUUCACAGCAGAGAAAAUUACAAUUAUAAAUCCUGCCUGUGGUGUAUCUGUACAAUCCCUCUGUUACGUACUUAUGACUUAGUACACAUUUAUAUACACUGCUCUGAACACACACUUCCUCCUUGAGGCAGGGAGACACCCCAGACCCGCAGAAGGCUGUGCCCGCUGUGUAUUUACAUAUUCUCGCGUGGAGGAGACAGACAGACAGAGGUGGACUGAACCACAGACAGAUUUGUAAAGAUCUGGCUCCAGAAAACAGGCGGUCUCUGUCCCGCCCUGCCUGCCUGUUCUUUUUCCCAAACAAACGGAUCAGACGAAUAAACGCUCAUAAAUACCUCUGGGCUUAGAUAAGAGCGAUGAGGCGCUAUUUCCUUUCAUGCCCGACUCCAGGCGCCCGGGCCCUGCCCGUAGUGGCUCCAUCUCUUGACAGGCAACCUGCAGAGGUGAGGUUAAUUUGGGGACUGCGACUCUUAGAAUAAGGCAAUUAUUUUUCUGCUUCCAUCACAGGGGAAGGCUCCCUUCCUCACUGCAUCUUACUUUGCCCAGACUCCACGAAGAAGACCACACCAACCAAUGCUAGGAUGGGGACAUUGUGGCCAGGAAGGGAGCAGGGAGGGCUGAGGCCCAGAGCUCAGACUUAAUGUCAGGGAGGAGGUAGGUGCAUGCAAGCACUCUUCCCCACCUUGUUCCCCCUGUUCAAAUAGCCCCUACUCCUCUCUUGGAGUAAGCCCAAUCAUAACUAGAUUUGGAACAUUUAUAUUCAUUAUUAGGUGUUUUGAGUUUCUUCUCUUAAAUCCUCAUCAAAUCCCCCAUAGAAUCAGGCUAGGAAGUGAUUGGAGGGACAUCCAUGAUGGCCACUUUGCCAUGAAGGUGCAGCCUAGAAAUUGCCCUGAGUUCAGAGAGCCCUAGAGACCACUUUGCAACCAAAUACGUUCCCACUCUUGGUUACCCAACCUCAGCCCUCUACCACCUUCCCUAGUGUCUUGUGCCAUCUUCAGCGGGCAGAGCUCAGUCAUAAAAAGGAGCCCUAAGGACUAGGCAGAGGAAAGUCAGCCUGGCCAGACAUCACACUUUGUCCCACACCCUGGCCCCUUCCUGUCCCCAGGUCGGAAGUUUGUCAACCUUCACUGCCUGGCCUGUGCACACAUAUUAGAAUGUUGCAAAUGCAUUGUGGUCCUGUCUCCCACCCUGGGCUCAGUGCUUAUUUUCUUCGGAUGAGAGAGCCAGAGGCAUACACUCUUAUGCCCAAGCUUGUAAGGCAGCAAAGCGGAUGAUCCAAACAUGGAGUGUGGGAGGGAAUUGUAGAGAUGCUGAGAGACAGACAGAAGGGAGAGGGGAUGCAGGCUGAUGGUUGGAAACUGCCUGCUGGGUCUCCAGGAGGACUGGAACACCUCCCUCCUAAUAAAACUAAAGCAAAACUAAGUCUUGGGAAAGAAAUUAUUUUAAAAAGAACUGCCAGCUUCUAGAGAGACCUGGAAAAGGGGCGAGGGCUCCUCUUUUCCAGGUGGUCCUCUGAUUGCUCCAAAUAUUAGGAGGAUUUGAAGACCCACAAUUGCAAGAAGAACAAUUUCUUCCUUGUGCCCAGAUUUACUUGGAUAUCCUUGAUUCCUAAAAAUCUGAGCCCAGGAUAUUUCUAUGUCUUUUGGAAUAUCAAGGGGUACUGGAGGGAGGGUUGCAGGCAGGAUGGAGAUCAGACAGAUAAAGCCACGUAGAAUGAAGGGUACCCCUCACUCUCUCACUCCAUAUCCCCAAGUGAGGAGAGGGUCAGUCCUUUUCCCCAGUGCCUCUUCCCCUGCCAAGAGUGCGCAGCUGCAUACUAGAACCAGGCAGGAUGUCUUGGGCAGCAGCAGCCGCAGCCUUCCAAGAAGCUCCUAGCCUGGCGGCAGAGCCAGAGGGGAAGCUGGGGCUCAGAACCUCCUGCGAUCUCCCCCUCUUCUGGGUCUUCCAGGCAGUAGGAUCUGACCUGCCCCCGCUCAGACCAUAAGAGUUGUGGAGAAGCAGGAAUAAUAAAACCAGGCUUGGAGGAGAGAGAGAGUAGGUCUGAUACAGAGAAAGAAAUGAUUUUCAAAACCUGGGAGGGAGGGUGUUUCUUCUUCGCUUUCCUUUCUGAAACGAUGCAAAUUAUCAGAGGAGUCUUAUUACCUACCAACAUAAAAUCCUAGAAACAAACCUUCUCCUUUAGCUCUCUCUCAAGGAGAUUCAGCAACAUUUACCCACCCCUCCCUGAGGGAAAGGGCCCAAGCUACGCAGGGGUUAACUUUUCUGAAAACACAAUUAACUUUUUCCUAUCCUGCGUGGGGUGAGGGGAGGGAUAUAUUUAUUUAAUCACUGGGGGAUGGGGUGGUCUCCAUCCAAAUGUUCCCUCCUCCCUCAAAGGCACAGCGCCUCUUUCGCAGGUUCUGCGUAGGUGGAACAGGACGCGUUGUGUUUGUUGGGGGGGGGGGGAGAGAGAGAGAGAGAGAGAGAGAAAGGAGGAGAAGGAGGGAAAAAAAGGUUGAUAGGUUUGUGCGCGGGUCCCUCGUGCGGGCUGCGCUCCUCCAGGGUGCUAUUUGACAAUUCCUGCCUCUGCCAUUGGUCAGUGUUGGAUCAGAUGGUUGUAUUUCCUUCUGGCCCUCACUGGCACCUCGCCAUCCCCCCUCAGCUAAAACCCAAUCUCGGAUAUACUACUAAUAGGCGCGGCGCUCAGACUAUAAAACACAACAAAUCAUAAACCCGGCGGAGCAGCAGCGGCCGCGCGCGCCUCCCCUCCCAAUGAGUUCCUAUUUCGUGAACUCCACCUUCCCCGUCACUCUGGCCAGCGGGCAGGAGUCCUUCCUGGGCCAGCUACCGCUCUACUCGUCCGGCUAUGCGGACCCGCUGAGGCACUACCCCGCGCCCUAUGGGCCGGGGCCGGGCCAGGACAAGGGCUUUGCCACUUCCUCCUAUUACCCGCCGGCCGGAGGUGGCUAUGGCCGAGCGGCGCCUUGCGACUACGGGCCGGCGCCGGCCUUCUACCGCGAGAAGGAGUCGGCCUGCGCGCUCUCGGGAGCCGACGAGCCUCCCCCGUUCCACCCCGAGCCGCGGAAGUCGGACUGCGCGCAGGACAAGAGCGUGUUCGGCGAGACCGAGGAGCAGAAGUGCUCCACUCCUGUCUACCCGUGGAUGCAGCGGAUGAAUUCGUGCAACAGUUCCUCCUUUGGGCCCAGCGGCCGGCGAGGCCGCCAGACCUACACGCGCUACCAGACGCUGGAGCUGGAGAAGGAGUUUCACUACAAUCGCUACCUGACGAGGCGGCGGCGCAUCGAGAUCGCGCACGCCCUGUGCCUGACCGAGCGACAGAUCAAGAUCUGGUUCCAGAACCGGCGCAUGAAGUGGAAAAAGGAGAGCAAACUGCUCAGCGCCUCUCAGCUCAGUGCGGAGGAGGAGGAAGAAAAACCAGCCGAGUGAAGGUGCUGGAAAGGGAGGAGGGACGCGAAGGGAGAGGCCUGUGGGGAGCCGAGGGCGUCGGAGAGUCCCGAGAAGGCUCUGCGGGCGGAGGAGCCCAGGGACCUGCUCUCCAGCGCACAACAGGCGGGGCCCAGCGCUCUCCUGGACGCCUCUGCCCGCAGAGCUCUUGGCGGGUGCUUGGAGGCCGCGCCACCCGAGCCCACCCAGCACCCUGCGUGCCCCCUUCCUCCCCGAGGAACCCGCCUCCGCCCGAUCAAGCUCUCCGUGAGAACUGAGGAUAGGACUCACUUGAUGUUUCCUGGAAGCAGAGCAAAAAAAAUGCUCUAGUCCGUGUCUCGUCUCAUUUCGUCCAUGUUCCUGUGCACGGUUCAAUGGUAGAUUCGCUGUGCCCUCAGCGGGGGCCUCGAAAACUCCCUGACCCCAGACCUGUCGUCUCUCCCACCUCCUCCCCAAAGCCACUGGAAGGAGCACAUACUACCUAGAAGAAGAGGAGCCUCAGAAGAAAACAAAGUUCUAUUUUAUUAAUUUUCUAUGUGUUGUGUUUGUAGUCUUGUCUUAGCUCUGGACGUGAAAUACUUCGGUAAUAAUAUUAAUAUUAUUAAUAAUGAUGAUGAUAAUAAUAAUAAUAAUAAAGAUGUGAAAACUC
Molecule: messenger RNA, 4264 nt
Organism: Lemur catta (Ring-tailed lemur)
Lineage: Eukaryota; Metazoa; Chordata; Mammalia; Primates; Lemuridae
Gene: HOXB6
Product: homeobox B6
Exons: 2
Coding region: 2944-3618 (224 amino acids)
Biological process (GO): anterior/posterior pattern specification; regulation of transcription by RNA polymerase II
Cellular component (GO): nucleus
Molecular function (GO): DNA-binding transcription factor activity, RNA polymerase II-specific; RNA polymerase II cis-regulatory region sequence-specific DNA binding
Source: RefSeq, a predicted model, not a curated record